AGGGUUCCGAGGAGAAGCGCAAAAACCCCAAAGCCAGCACCGAUUUCUUGCGGAGAAAUCAUCCUUCGGCCGACUGGUUCGCUCGCGAAGAUCCAGGCUAAAUCAUGGGUGGCGUUUUGGGUUUAGUUCAGGUUGAUCAGUCAACUGUAGCCAUCAAAGAAACAUUUGGGAAAUUCAAUGCGGUCCUGGAGCCUGGUUGCCACUUCUUGCCUUGGUGCAUAGGAGAUCGGAUUGUUGGUUACCUCUCACUGCGUGUGAAACAGCUUGAUGUCCGCUGUGAAACUAAGACAAAGGAUAAUGUCUUUGUAACUGUUGUUGCUUCUGUCCAAUACCGUGCUCUUGUUGAUAAGGCACCUGACGCCUUCUACAAACUAAGCAACACAAAGCAACAAAUUCAGUCCUAUGUCUUUGAUGUCAUUAGAGCCACUGUCCCAAAGCUAGAGCUGGAUGAUGCAUUUGUGCAAAAGGAUGACAUUGCAAAGGCUGUUGAAGAGGAGCUUGAAAAGGCAAUGUCUAUGUAUGGGUAUGAGAUCGUGCAAACUCUGAUAGUUGAUAUUGAACCUGAUGUGCAUGUCAAGAGAGCGAUGAAUGAGAUCAAUGCAGCUGCUAGGAUGAGGUCGGCAGCCAAUGACAAAGCUGAAGCAGAGAAGAUUCUUCAGAUCAAGAGAGCUGAAGGAGAAGCUGAGUCCAAGUACCUUGCUGGUGUGGGUAUUGCAAGGCAGCGUCAGGCCAUAGUGGACGGGCUGAGGGACAGCGUCCUCGCCUUCUCAGAGAAUGUCCCUGGUACCACUGCAAAGGACAUCAUGGACAUGGUUCUGGUGACCCAGUACUUCGACACCAUGAAGGAGAUUGGGGCCUCAUCCAAGUCCUCUUCAGUGUUCAUCCCCCAUGGUCCUGGAGCCGUCAAGGAUGUCGCGUCGCAGAUCAGAGAUGGUCUCCUGCAGGCCAACACUAUCUAAGAGGACCUUCGAAAAGGAUUGCCUUCCGUUUUUCAAGAGUUUUGAAGUUCUUCCAUCAAUAUCCUAGUAGAAGUAUAGUAUUCGAACAAUGUUAGGUAACUUCGUUAGUGAUUUAUCUAAGUGCAUGAACUACUGCUUCAAGCUGUGAAUUUCACACGGUGUUAUUAGUUAUUACCCAGACCGACGAACAACUGGUAAAGACUAGCAUGGAGUGGGUGUAGGAAAGUUUAGGCAGAAUAUUACCUUGAAUGGUACUUUGUUGCAAGUGAUACUUGAUGGCCAGUCUUUAAUGUCGUCUGGUGAUAUUCUUCUAUAAUCUGUGCUAUGCUAUCUCGACCAGGUUGAGCUUAA
Messenger RNA from Lolium rigidum, 1310 nucleotides. RefSeq names its product hypersensitive-induced response protein-like protein 2. The transcript has 6 exons. Lineage: Eukaryota; Viridiplantae; Streptophyta; Magnoliopsida; Poales; Poaceae. The record is from RefSeq and is a predicted model, not a curated record. Bases 105 to 959 code for a protein of 284 amino acids.